Molecule: messenger RNA, 1097 nt
Organism: Cucumis melo (muskmelon)
Lineage: Eukaryota; Viridiplantae; Streptophyta; Magnoliopsida; Cucurbitales; Cucurbitaceae
Product: MADS-box protein FBP24
Exons: 8
Coding region: 6-905 (299 amino acids)
Biological process (GO): positive regulation of transcription by RNA polymerase II
Cellular component (GO): nucleus
Molecular function (GO): RNA polymerase II cis-regulatory region sequence-specific DNA binding; protein dimerization activity; DNA-binding transcription factor activity, RNA polymerase II-specific
Source: RefSeq, a predicted model, not a curated record
UCAUAAUGGGAAGAGGAAAAAUCGCAAUCAGGAGAAUAGAGAAUCGGACGACAAGGCAAGUUACAUUCUCGAAGCGGAGAGGCGGUCUGUUCAAGAAGACCCAUGAACUUUCUGUUUUAUGUGAUGCUCAGAUCGCUCUCAUCGUCUUCUCCAGCAACGGCAAAUUGUUCGAAUACUGUACUCAAACAACAUGCAUGGAUCAAAUCAUCAGGAGAUAUCAGAUUGCAAUAGGGAGUCGAAUUCCAGAGCAUAAUAUGAACGAUCCGGAGGAAUUGGAGCGGCAAGUAAGGUCAAUGAAAAAAGAAACGGACGAUCUUCAGCUGAGUUUGCAGCGCUACACAGCCGAGGAUUUUAGCACUUUUCACCUUCGCGAUCUCGACGAUAUCGAGAACCGUCUCCAAAACUCUCUCAACAGAGUUCGUGCUCGAAAGUCAGAGCUGUUACAGCAGCAAGUCGACAAUCUGCGAAGAAAGGAGAAAAUUCUGGAGGAUGAAAAUGAACAGAUUUACCAUCUGAUAAAAGAGGAGCAGAUGGCAAUGGAGGAGCAGCAGCAGCAGCAGAUGGCAGCAGCGGUGAUGAUGCAGAAAAGAAGAAGCGAAGAAGAUGACGAGGAAGUGAUGAUGCGGCUGAGAAGGAGGGCGGCGCAUGAUAGUCAUGAUAAUGCUGCUGAUGAUCAUCAGGCGCAGGCGGCGGCAGUUGAGCUUCAGCUUCAGCUUCAACAUGAUUACCACAAUCAUCAUCAUCAUGAUCAGGCAAGCAGCUGCGUCCUUCAGCUGGCCUCAGUACAGCAGCAGCUUCCAUCUGAUCCCUCCCCUCCUCCUCCGCCCUUCCUCCUUCCCUAUCGCCUUCAGCCUUUUCAACCAAAUCUUCUGGACAUCAACCUCCAUUCCUCCACCUACGAGUAGAGUAAGGAGUGAAGAUUUGGAGGCAGUACGUGUAGUUUGUGUAGUGGAGUUGCGUUAAGGGGUAUUCCUUGAACAACUUCUUGCUCCAUCAGGACAACAUUAUGUCAAUUUAUAAUUAACCUCCAUCUACAAAAUUACCCAAUUAAUUUCCAUAUCAUCAUCAUAUAUAUAUUUUUAUAUUUUUAUAAUUAU